CCGGUAACCCUUUCCUGCCCGGAGCCGCGGCAUCCUCAUUAACCCUUUCCUGCCUAGAGUCACGGGGAGCAGCAUUAACCCCUCCGUGCUCAGAGACGAGGACGUAUCAUUGACCUUUCCCAUUAGAGGGGUAAUUAACCCCUUCCUGUCCACCCUGCACUCGCUGUCAGAGCCUGGACAUUAACUCUUUCCUUGCAGAGCUCCAAAGAGCUAACAGAUAUUAACCCAUGGCUUGCCGUGCAUCAGGUUAUGUUGUUCCGACGGCUUCAGCUUCGAGAGCGCGAUAAAGAGAAGGGCUGACGCCGUCACCCUGAUGGUCAUCGGCCUCCGCUCCCGAGACCCCGAGCCUUUCCCCCGAGCCUCCUGAGGCUGCGUCUCGUCUCGAGCAAUGAGCGGCUCCAAGGUGUCCUCUGAGAUCCACGAAAUCGUGUCCUCUGUAAUCCACAGCCCGCCCCCCGAGGCCCCUCCGGCCGCGGCCCUUCGUUAUGAGGAUGACGGGGAUGCGAUCCAGGCGCUGGGUGUGGAAAGGUUUGAGGAGAUCCUGCAGGACGUCCACCCGCGGAGCCCGACCGAACUCGGCAAGAGCUACAGCGAGGAGGACUUCCAGUAUCACAGGCACUCCUCUCACCACAUCCACCACCCUCUCUCCUCUCAUCUGCCCUCCGACUGCGGCGGCCGGGACGGCCGAAAACACAAGAAGAGGAGGAGAAGGAAGAGGAGGGCGUCUGUGGCCGGAGAUACCCCGGGAACCAUCCCCGAGAGAGAGGAGGAGGAGGACGAGGAGGACACCGACGACGACAAAACCCCGGAGGAGCGAGUCGAAGCGGCAGACACACAGCUCUUACUGUUUGAGGGGAAUGUCUCUCCCAGGAAUGGUGGGCUGCUUUCCGUGUCACUUUCAGAUGGAAAAGUCAGUGAGCAGACCCCGGAGGAGAAGCCCAAAGGAGGAGAGGCGGAGGGAGCGGGAGAGUCCAUUGGGAACCCUCGUCACCCCCAUCGCCAGCCGCCCCACCGCAGUUACAGCCUCACUGAGCGCCGGCGGAUCGGCAGCAUGACCCACUCCGAGGACACGCGUUACCAGCUGGUACCGACAGACGAGAGCGAAGCCCAAACGCUGGCCUCUGCCGACCUGGACUACAUGAAGAGCCACCGGUUCGAAGACCUUCCGGCCGUGCGCCGGCAUCUUGUGCGUAAAAGCAAAGGCCAAGUUAUUCACAUCAGCAAAGAGCACAAAGAGCGUCACCCGCACCGCAAGAGCGUCACCCUUCAGCCCCACGAGGUGUUUGUGGAACUCAACGAGCUCGUCGUAGACAAACACCAGGAGCUGCAGUGGAAGGAGACGGCUCGCUGGAUAAAGUUCGAGGAGGACGUGGAGGCCGAGACGGACCAGUGGGGGAAACCUCAUGUGGCCUCCCUGAGCUUCCGUAGCCUGCUGGAGCUGAGACGGACGCUGUCUCACGGUGCCGUCCUCCUGGAUCUGGACCAGAGAACGUUACCGGGGAUCGCCCAUCAGGUGGUGGAGCAAAUGAUCAUCAGCGACCAAAUAAAAGCCGAGGACCGAGCGAACGUGCUGAGAGCGCUGCUCCUAAAACACAGCCACCCCAGCGAUGAGAAGGACUCCUCGUUCUCCCGAAACAUUUCAGCCGCCAGCCUGGGCUCUCUGCUCGGACAUCACAGCACCAAUCACCUCGCCCAGAACAGCGAGCCCAACCUGACGGACCCCCUGAUGGGGGGAGACCCUGCCGAGCAGGAGACCAAGAUCGACGUGGAGCGAGAGAGAGACUCGGUCCCCUCCUUGCCCUCCAUCCAACGCUCCAAAUCUAAACAUGAACUGAAACUUCUGGAGAAGAUUCCAGAGAAUGCGGAGGCCAGCGUGGUGCUUGUCGGCUGCGUGGAGUUCUUGGAUCAGCCGACCAUGGCGUUCGUGCGUCUCCAGGAGGCCGUGGAGCUGGACUCCGUGUUAGAGGUUCCUGUCCCUGUGCGCUUCCUCUUCGUGCUUCUUGGACCGAGUUCGUCUAACAUGGAUUAUCACGAGAUCGGGAGGUCCAUCUCCACCCUCAUGUCCGACAAAUCUUUUCACGAGGCUGCCUAUCUUGCUGAUGACCGUCAGGAUCUCCUGAACGCUAUUAAUGAGUUCUUAGACUGCAGCGUGGUCCUGCCGCCCUCUGAAGUGAUGGGUGAGGAGCUGCUCCGCUCUGUCGCUCUGUUCCAGAGGGAGAUGCUUAGAAGACGCCAGGGGCAGGAGAAGAAGCUUCUCGAUGAGCCCAGUACCCCCGAGGAUAAAGCUCUGCUCACAAAGUCGGCGGUGGUCGGUGGGACAGAUGAUGAUCCCCUGCGCAGGACGGGCCGGCCUUUUGGUGGCCUCAUCAGGGACAUCCAGCGUCGUUACCCUAAAUAUGUUAGUGAUUUCCGGGAUGCUCUCAAUGCACAAUGCAUGGCAGCCGUCAUCUUCAUCUACUUUGCUGCACUCUCUCCAGCCAUCACCUUUGGUGGUCUCUUGGGUGAGAAGACCCAGGGGCUUCUGGGGGUGUCGGAGCUGAUUAUUGGGACCUGUCUACAGGGGGUGAUUUUCUGCCUCCUGGGGGCGCAGCCGCUGCUGGUUGUCGGAUUUUCAGGACCACUGCUGGUGUUCGAAGAGGCUUUUUACACUUUUUGCUCCGCUAACGGGUUGGAGUACCUCGUGGGCCGGGUGUGGAUCGGCGUGUGGCUUAUAGUGAUCGUCGUGGCCAUGGUGGCCUGUGAGGGCAGCUUCUUGGUCCGUUUCGUCUCAAGAUUUACACAAGAAAUCUUCUCGAUCCUCAUCUCCCUGAUCUUCAUCUACGAGACUUUCUACAAACUCUUCAAGGUUUUCCAGGAGCAUCCGCUCACCAACUGCAACCUGAACCAGAGUGAGUCCCAGCAGGAGAACGGGGCGGGUGGCUUCCCAGAGAACGGGGCGGGUGGCUUCCCAGAGAACGGGACGCGUGGCUUCCCAGAGAACGGGACAGAGUCGAGAGCCAGCGGCCCGGUGAUGGGGCAGCCGAACACGGCUCUGCUCUCCCUGGUGUUGAUGGCCGGCACCUUCUUUAUCGCUUUCUUCCUACGCAAGUUAAAGAAUAGCAACUUCUUUCCUGGGAGGGUGCGCCGGGUCAUUGGAGAUUUUGGGGUUCCGAUUGCCAUCCUGAUCAUGGUUCUUGUGGAUUUCAGCAUCACUGACACGUACACUCAGAAGCUGAGUGUUCCUAGUGGUUUCAAGGUGACCUCACCGGAUAAACGUGGCUGGGUGAUCAACCCACUUGGGUCCGACCAACCUUUCCCCAUCUGGAUGAUGUUUGCAAGUGUCCUACCGGCCAUACUGGUCUACAUCCUGAUCUUCAUGGAGACCCAGAUCACAACUCUGAUUAUCAGUAAGAAGGAGCGAAUGCUGGUGAAGGGAUCCGGAUUCCACCUGGAUUUACUCCUCAUUGUGGCCAUGGGGGGGAUUUGCGCCGUUUUCGGGUUACCAUGGAUGGCGGCCACGACUGUUCGUUCCGUGACACACGCCAACGCGCUGACCGUCAUGAGUAAAGCCGUGGCCCCUGGAGACAAGCCCAAAAUCCAGGAGGUGAAGGAACAGAGAGUCACCGGCCUACUGGUGGCCAUUCUUGUGGGGCUCUCCAUUGUAAUCGGGGAUCUCCUUCGCAAGAUCCCAUUGGCCGUUCUCUUCGGGAUCUUCCUGUAUAUGGGGGUCACUUCGCUCAACGGCAUCCAGUUCUAUGAGAGAAUUCAGCUUCUGCUGAAGCCCCCAAAGCAUCAUCCGGACGUCAUCUACGUCAAGAAGGUGCGGACGCUGCGCAUGCAUCUCUUCACAGCGCUGCAGCUGGUUUGUCUUGCAAUACUCUGGGCAGUGAUGUCGACGGCUGCGUCUCUGGCCUUCCCCUUCAUCCUCAUCCUCACCGUCCCCCUCCGCAUCUUCCUACUGCGGCGAAUCUUCACUGAACGCGAGAUGAAAUGCCUGGAUGCUGAUGAGGUGCAGCCCAUCUUUGAUGAGCAGGAGGGAGUGGACGAGUACAAUGAGAUGCCGAUGCCAGUAUAGUGCCCGCUGUGUCACUGUGCCUUGGGGCAGAAAUGCUGUAUAGAGAGCUGGCAGGUGCCCAGCCAUUACCCCUAGUGCCCCCACCCACUCACACUGUGUCCAAAUUGUCCCCUCACAUCCUACAAUCAAGUAUAAAAGUGGCUAUAGAAGGAGGCUGAAGGCCGGACGGGUCUCCAGAGACUCUGCUUUCCCCCAUAGAUGUCAGACCACCUGCUGCCGUGGCGGGGGCCUGGUGGACCGGUAGCUGCCCUCUGAGGUGCUGGGGCAUCAAAGCUGUUAUUCUGAGACGUCUACAAGAAGUUAGACUUGUGCCUGCUGUGUCAUGGAGGCCGGGCCCAAGGUUAGAUCUUGCAUAGAUCAAUCGUUAUAUAGGGCCAUGACAACAGCUCCUCAGGGGCUGAGCUUUACACCCAGCAGGAGAGCAAUCGACCAAUGGGCUGUGAAGGUGUGGUCAAACAUAUUUAUAUUUAAUGUAUUUGUAUUAUCCAAAGAGUGUAUAUUCUGCUAUAUACAGAGGUACUGAGUAUUACCAGAAAGGAUUAUUAGCUUUAGGAGAUAACAUGAGGCCAGAUAUACAUGAAAUCUACUGCAUUGUGAUCCAAGAAUCAGCCUCUCAAUACGCAGCACCACUAUGCGGUGCAGCAAGUCCGGUGUUCCUAUAAAGAGACGUAUUCGAGGUUACCCAGUAAAGGGUUCUGCUCUAUGUUAUAAA
This is a messenger RNA of Spea bombifrons (plains spadefoot toad), 4766 nucleotides long. It is a transcript of the gene SLC4A2, whose product is annotated as solute carrier family 4 member 2. Gene Ontology annotation, biological process: regulation of intracellular pH; bicarbonate transport; monoatomic anion transport. NCBI's taxonomy places the organism in Eukaryota, Metazoa, Chordata, Amphibia, Anura, Pelobatidae. The record is from RefSeq and is a predicted model, not a curated record. The transcript is spliced from 23 exons. Gene Ontology annotation, molecular function: monoatomic anion transmembrane transporter activity; solute:inorganic anion antiporter activity. The coding region runs from base 389 to 4054 and encodes 1221 amino acids. Gene Ontology annotation, cellular component: basolateral plasma membrane; apical plasma membrane; plasma membrane.